GCAGUAGAGAAGGGAGGGGAUCCAAGUCCGCAGAUCGUCUCCUAAACCCCCUUCUCUCAAAUAAUUAAACCCCUGGUUGUGGCCACCGCCGCCGCCAUUUACGUCGUGUGUCGACCACUGUCUACCGCCGUCCAUCCAAUCUGUCAUGCGUUGGCCGUGGACCGCACUUUCCGGAAAACACCUCCGGACCUCGUCAUUACCAGCAGUUAGUUAGUUACAAACUUGUUAUUCUUCAUUUUUUUUCAUUCCCUCUUAUGAACACCAUUUUCUCAAUAGCAUUACGGCCACAACACCACCGUUUCAUUCCACUCUUCUUCAAAAUGCUAUCAACACACCCUCUCCAAACUAAUGUCAAUCCAAAACUCCCCUUUGAUUUAAUAACACUCGGCAGUUUCCUUCGUUCCUCCAAACCCAACUCAUUCGCCAUCAAUCAAAUGCUUCCGGUCUUCGCCCGCGUCAUUCAUCACUAUAAAACCCAUCAAACAAUCCUCUCCAAGUUAGUAUCAAUUGGUUCAAUAAACCUCUCUACAAUAAACAUAAACCCUAAUCCAUUUAUAAACUUAUUAAGAAUUUUCUCCCGUUCAGGUAACCACGAAUUACUUAUCAAAACUUGUGAUUACAUGGUUGAGUUUCACGGUUUUCAAAUCUCGAGUAAAACCUUUGCUUCGAAUUUACUCAUGGAGUCUCUGUUUAAAGCUUCUCAACCGAAAAACGCUUUUAAGAUUUUCGGAGAAACGAGAUCGCCUAAUUUCCUUACUUUCAACAUUGCGCUUUUUCACCUUUCCAAUUUCAAUGACAUUGUUAAUGUUAAGUAUGUUCUUAGAGAAAUGUUAAGGUUGCGUUAUUGUCCUAAUGCGUCUACUUUUAGUGCGGUUCUGAAUGCGUUUUGUAAGAUGAAUGCGUUUCGGCAAGUUUAUCAGAUUUUGGGUUUAAUGAUUGGUUUAGGGAUUGAAUUGUCUGUUAAUGUUUGGACUGUACUGAUUCAUCACUUCUGUAAAUUGGGUAAGCUUGAUGUUGCUGACGAUUUGUUCGACAAAAUGAUUCAAAGCUGUUGUUCUCCUAAUUCUGUUACUUAUACGCCUUUAAUUAAGGCGGUAAUGGAAUCCGACGAUGUGACUCUUGCCUUACGUUUGGAGCAAAAAAUGAACUCUGUUGGUAUAGUCCCUGAUUUAGUGUUUUAUAAUAUGUUAAUUGAUUGUCUUUCAAAGUCCGGAAUGCACGAGGAGGCAAUUAGAGUAUUUGAGCAAAAAAACUUUAAACCUGAUAAGUAUACAUUUACUUCAUUAUUGUCUGCAAUCUGUCGGUCUGAACAGUUUGAUCUCUUACCCAAAUUAGUUCAACAUUGCAAACAUAUAAGUCGUGAUUUAGUGUUCUGCAAUGCUCUUUUAAUCUCCUAUGUUAAGGCUGGGUAUUCUUCUCGUGCUCUUGAACUCUAUGAACGUAUGAUUUCUGAAGGUUUUAAGCCGGAUAAAUAUACUUUUGCUGGGCUACUAAGUGCACUUUGUGCUGAAAACAGAAAUGAUGAAGCAGUUAAAGUGUGGCGUGCUGUUACGAUGGAUCACACAGAUGAUGUUCACAUCCAUACUGUGAUAUCGAAUGAGCUUAAAAAGGCUGGUCAGUAUGAACAGGCUUCUGAUGUUUUUAUAUCCGAAGCAGUUAAGAAAUAUCCUCUUGACAGUAUAGCAUAUGGUGUUGGCAUCGAUGCACAUCUUAGAAGUGGAAGAACUUUAGAGGCCAGAACAUUGUAUGACCAGAUGAAGAAAAAUGGUCUGGAACCUAAUUUUCAGACAUUUAAUAUGAUUCUUUUCCGUUCGCUUGAAGUAAAAGACCUUCAAAUGGUUAAACAGUUGCUGCAAGAUAUGAUUGAUUCAAGGAUCAAGUUGAGUGACAGAAAUUUCUUCAACUUGCGUAAAUUUCAAUGCAAUUGGAAUUUGUUGACUGAGAUGAGAGAUUUGGGUUUAUUAUCUUCCAAGGUGUUGCAUACUGAAAAUGUAAAAGCAAAUUCUAAACAUUGUGCUGAAGUUGAUACAGAAUGCAACUCCAGUUCUGAAGAUAUGUCAGAUGUAGCUGUGUCAGUUUGUUGAGCUCUUAUUGUUACUAUGUUGUAGUCGACGUCCGAUUGAAGGUUCAUUCAAUCCGUAUAUCAUAAAACUCAGCAAGCUAUCCACAAACUGAUUGCACACAUUGAUUUAGUGGUGGCUGAUUUCAAGGACAUGUUUGAUUGGAACUCCAGAGUUUGAACAUAUCAUGGUUACUCUAUAAGGAAGGAAGGUUCGUAUCCCAUGAAUGUUUGCCUCCUUUCUGAUUAGAUCAGUAUCCUAAUUCCCAAGAUGUUGCUACUUCCAUGCUGUCCAUGUGAUGGUGGACCCAUAUCCAAUGACAAAGAUGAUUAAAGCAUGAAGGAACCAUCUCAAGAGGUUUUUGGUUUUAGGUAAACGACAGCCGAGUUAAGCAGUGGCGAGCUUCAAGUAACUUGAUGCAUUAAGCUAUGGUUUCCAAGAAAAGGGCCUCCUUAGUGGUUCUUUGACAAAGACAUUAUAGAGUAACCACAAGAAGAUAUGGCUUGUAAACACUAGUAGAAAACAUGAUGAGUUUUACUGGACUUUGAAAGUUGAUCAGUGUUAUUUUUAUUUGUAGAUCUGCAGAUUUAACUCAUCUCUUCUAUAACACUGCCUUAUGGAUUUAAUAUAGGCUAAUCUGAGAGAGUAGAUGUCCUAAAAGGGUUUGGAUUUAGGAGUAAGGGAGUAGGAGGCAUGCGAGUUGACGGCCAGCAACUGUUAAUUGUCCCUUCCGAGCUGACCUAUGGAAGCAAGGGAGUAGACAUCAAAGUUCUCAAGGCUGAGCAUGUAAGUUUAGAAAUGCAGAUAGAGUUUGCUCAAGAAAUCGACAUCAUGAGGAAAGGAACAUGAGAUUCAGCUGCAAAGGAAUAUGAAAAUCACCUACUAGAGCUGUUAAUGGGGUAUACGAAAAACUAGUUAUCGUUUAUUUAAAUUUUUUAACAUUCAGAGGCAGGUUAUGUUGCCUAGUAGAGCUUUUAUUUGUGCAUAUCAUGGAGUUAGAUAUUUGCUUUUAUGCUUGCUUUUAGUUGUGCUGAACAAGAUUGUAUUUCAGAUGUACAGAUAAGAUUGAUUUUCACAUGAGGCAUUACUUUAUCUUUUUUGUUUUACGUUGAAUUGUAGGACGUGUCUUUUGAUGUGUUUUACGUUGAACAAGAUUAUACUAAAUGAGUUGAACUAUAUUAGACCAUACCAACACAUAGAAAGAUCAAGCCUGUCGUGUCACAAACCAAACGCCGAAAAUGUUAUUUGUUCACUGCCGUUGCCGUCCUAGAAUCUGAUCCAACGUGGGAAAAGUACUAGAAAUGUCAGGAAUUGAGCUAUACCUUCAAAUUUUAGAACAUAAUAACUGGAUGACUUGAUUUUCAAAUGAGGCCACUACCACUAAAGAUGUUAGUGUAGACUCAUAUCUAAAUCAAACUCUGACAGCACCUUAACAUGUUAGGCAGUAAAUGGUAUCACUUUGUGUGCCAAUUGGUUGACAACCAGCAAAAUCAUACAAAACUAAACUUUAGAGACUCCAAUAAAAAAUGAAUGCAUAUAGCAGUAACUUUGGUAUCUGAUGUAGUGGGUUAUUUUUUUCUCACCUUUAGUAAUUCUCAUAAAGGGAAAGCGAAAUAGGCCACUGAGGUGUUCAAAGACACAAGACUUCCUGCUCUAUUCAAGGUUAAGGUGCCAUUUUUAUUAGUAUUAUUUGGCAUGAAAAUUUUGCAACUAGUUGAUGCAAUGUCGCUGGUAAUAUAAAAACCAUUGCUGCUAGACAAAAUUGAAACUACGAGGUAAAUUUACCCAUUUCACCUUCGAUAUUCCUCUGCUAUAGCUAACAAUUGGCCUUUUCAUUGGAAACAGAACAUACAAACCAGAAGCUGUAAUUGAACAUGUUCAAGUUUAAUUUUUUUGGACAAAGUGACAAGAGUACAGAAACAAUAUAGCCAAGUGAUGGGUCCCAGUUAUGAUGGCAUUAGACGAAAGAGUUUGUGAAUGGUCUGCAACUCAAAGACUUCCAUUGCUGAUAACCAUCAGAAUUCAGAAGUUCAGAAAUACUGUGAAAGCAGGCUAUGGCAGAAGCGGCGAAGGAAAUUGGUUAAAAUUCUGAAGAGACUAAGGAAGUUGGUUUGAAUGUCAUUGGUUGAUUGAAAUUAAGAAUUAUAUUCAAGAGUUGUGUUGAGUAUAGCUCAUAUAUACGCAUAAGAUGCAAAGGAAGUUGGUUUGAAAGUCAUCGUUGUGACAUUGUAAAAUCCAAGUCAUCACAGAAAUAAACAGAAUUAUAGCUGCUCCAUAGUCCCAGAAGUAGACACCAUAUACCUGUGUGAACAAAAAUUGUGUCUCAUAGUCUUGUGACUUUCGUUUCUUUUA
Medicago truncatula (barrel medic) is the source of this 4412-nucleotide messenger RNA. Its product is annotated as putative pentatricopeptide repeat-containing protein At1g16830. Gene Ontology annotation, molecular function: protein binding. NCBI's taxonomy places the organism in Eukaryota, Viridiplantae, Streptophyta, Magnoliopsida, Fabales, Fabaceae. The coding region runs from base 255 to 2084 and encodes 609 amino acids. The record is from RefSeq and is a predicted model, not a curated record. The transcript is spliced from 9 exons.